CAGUCAGUUGCGCGGUGACAGACGAGCAUCCUUGAGCCUGGUCCUGCUGCUGCUGCUGCCAACUAUGGAAGAGAUCAACAACAUUGAAGUGAUUCCCUGCUCGGAGUCCAACUACCUGAGCCCGUUCCGGGUGAACUACAGCCAGAAUGGCACAAAGAAAUCCUGGGACUUCAUGCGAACUCAUGACAGCGUAUCGGUGCUGAUCUUCAACACUUCCUCACACUGUUUCAUCCUCGUCAAGCAGUUCCGUCCAGCUGUAUACAUGUGUGAGUGGGAAAAGGCCAAGAUGCAGCCGCCCCAGGCUGCCGAAAAGAGCGAAGAGGGUGCUGCCGAAGCCGCCGCCGCCACCGCCGCCGAGCCCCAGGCGGAGCCGCCGGCUUCAGAGGGGGAGAACAACUGCCCGUGGCCCCCCGCCUCGGCGGGGGUCACCUACGAGCUCUGCGCCGGCCUGGUGGACAAGCCUGACCUCUCCUUGGAGGAGAUCGCCCGGCAGGAGGUGCUGGAGGAGUGUGGCUACGAUGUGCCAGCUUCCAAGCUGAAGAGGAUUACUUCUUAUAGGUCAGGCGUGGGUGUAACAGGGGCCAAGCAGACCAUGUUUUACGCCGAGGUGUCCGACGACGACUGCGUGAGCGCUGGAGGAGGUGAGCCACGCGAGGGAGAGCUUAUCGAGGUGGUCAAAGUCCCGCUGCACGAGGCCAUGACGUUUGCCUACAACGAACGUGUACCUAAAACCAUGGGUGUCAUUUUUAGUUUCAUCUGGUUCCAUAAUAACAUGUCCCCCAAGUACAAGAUCUCCACCAACGUGUAACUAGUAUUAACCAACCACUCCUCCUACCAUCUAUUCCACCUUAAAUCCAACACUGGCCCGGCACACCCACGCUUCUCCUUCUGACUCAUCAUCCUCGAUUGCCUUUUUACUCAUCGGUGCACGAUGACGGGUGGGCCCCGCGUCCUGUUACCAGCUGGUUUCUUUGAGUUUGGUCCUUGUAACUUAUUGAAAAUUUUGUGUAUUUAUAUUAAUUUUCCUUAAAAAAAAAAACUAUUAAUUUGCCAUAGCUGGUUGUCACUGGCACUUUUUCUCGUGUUUCUUUUUUCUUUUCUUUUCUUUUCUUUUUUUUUUUUUUUAAAUAUAUAAGUCAUUUAAUUUAAUUUCCUGUGCCAUCCUUUAUAAAUGGCUGCAAAUCACUGAUUUCAUUUGCCUGUCCUUUAAUUAAAGGAAUGCUCCACUGCGUUUAAUGCUGAAAGUUAUUUUGCACAAUAUCGGCCAUCUGCAGGAUAUUUUAUUUGGGGGAAAAAAGCCAUUUAUCAUUCCUCAAAGUUUUUCUUUUUUUUUUUCCUCCAAAUUCCAGCCUUGCCGAGGACUCCAGUUCCCCAUUUAUUUCUCUUUUUAGUAUCUAGUAUAUCCAAUUUAUCACUUAUAAUGUGAUGAGAAUAUAUUAUUUCACUAAUAUGACGCUCUUGACAACCAUUCUGAUGAUGUGAACUCUCACUAGUCUGAAAUUUAAAUGCAGCAGCAGCAGUUAGCCUAACAUGUCAAAAACAUACCUGGACGGUGUCACAUGGCACAUUUAAAACAGCUACUUUGAACUCUUAACUAGCCUUUACCAUAACCGUAAUCCAUACCUUAGAGGAGAUACAGAAAGAAUAAAACAUCCUCAUAAAAACAGUGGAGUGUUCCUUUUCUUCAUGACCCAGUUAUGCAAAAAUAAUGAUAGUCAAUUUCGGGGCCUUGUAGUAGUCGAGGUGGUCGGGCAUCCCUCAUCGACGUUUUCUGAUCCACAGCCUUUAAGCAAUACCUAUUAUAGUACCCCAGAUGAAACAAUCACUUGGUAUCGCUGACGUCCCUGCUCAUUCAGGUCAAAGUGUAAAUAUAUGGGUUUCUGUUUCCAGCGUGACACACGGCACCAAAAGCACAAUCCUGAUUAAAGAUCUACAGCAAGUUUUUCCAUCUCACAGUAAAGUACGGUGCAGCUCUUCUCAAUGUGCAGCAGCUAUAUCUUUUCUUUUCUAGGGACAUGUUUUUUGUUUUUUUUUAAAGAGAGCUUUUAUCUAUUUGUGAGCCAGAAUUAUUUUCCUCUCUGUCACAGUUCUCUGUUUAUGUAGUGUCAAGUUUAGGAAGUUUCAGGCAACACCACGAUGACAAUCAGUAAAAUACCCUGUUUCCACGAGGUGUCACCUGGAGUAAAAAAAACUACUGACAAAUGCAUAAUAUGGUGAUAUAAAAAUGACAUUUAAUCCGAUUCUCAAUUCUUCAGUGAGGGAUGUUUAAAGCUGCAGAAGGUCCAAACUUUAAUCUAACACGGAAAUUAGGCUGCAUCCACGUUAGCGUGUUUUUGAUUUUGUGACUGUUACACUCGCCAUUUAUAUCAUUUAAUCCUUGAAAAUUGAAAAAUAGAAGGAAAAAAAAGCUUGAUCUGAUCUAUUGUGGAUCAAACAAACCCAAAAGCAUUUGGGAACGAUGGCGUGCCAGAAAAUGCGGCACAGGAAGACUUGAACGGUGUAACCAAGUGUUCAGACGGGCCAACGAGCACCAACGUCUCUGUUGUCUCUGGGCUCAGCUGUUCUGCUUCAGCUGCCUAUACGUGACAGUUUUCAGCUUACUUUCUCUCACGCGCGUAUGCCCAGUGAUCAUUGAUGGAUGUGUGAUUGGAGCUCAUGGUCGUGUAAACGCUAGUAUGGAUCUGAUUUGCGUUCCGACUAAUGUGGAUGUAGCCUCAUUUUGUUACGGCUUUGAGGAAGGGAAAAUUAAAGAUCCUCUGUUUUUAGAUUUUCUUUUCCUCAAAAAAGGAAAAUUCCCUUUUUCCCCAAAUGCUAACACAAUUUCUGACAUCUUAAUGAAAUGUCUUUGACAUGCUUUAGUAAAAAUAAAACAAAAAAUAACAGAACUACAAAAACUACAAACCCCCCCCCCCCCCCCCCUUUUUCUUUAAAGCCUCUAGACCUUUGUUUGAUUUCAGGGUUGAAUUAGCUCGUUUGCUGCUCCCCCACUUCCAAGGUACCAUGAAUACAGCAUGAUGGGAAGUUGGGUGCAGAUAACCAUGGAAACACCAUAAAUUCUUCUUUGAUCUGGGUCUGUGAUGUUGCACUUAUAAAGGGUUUUCAUUUGAGUUGGCCAUGAGCUUUAGCUUUAGUCAUAUCAAGGCCAAAUGUAGAUAUUUUUAAUGAUAUGUCCAUCGAAUCAAGGUUUUGUGGCGUUUCGAAAAAGGAGAGCGCCCCAUCUCAAAUUCACUCUGACAGUCAAUCAUAAUCUUACCAAAUUAACAUCAAGAGUCUCUGUCCAAAUCUCGGGCCGAAUCAUCAAAUAUUUAACAAAGUAGUCAUGUUGGACCCGACUGAUUUAACCAGCAUGUUAUUGUAACAUCUUUGCAGCUAUAGUAACUAUUAACAGCAAAAUUCAUCCAGUUUCUUUAUGUUAAUAAUUUAAAUCAUCAAAAAAGGGCUCCAACGUAAUGAAUUUUUUAAUGAUGAAAAGACAGAAGUGCAGUGAUGGAGUUGCAUCCAGGAAGCACCACCACUUGCUGCGUGAGAAACAGGUGUGGCAGCAUGAGAGCUUGGCAUUAAACGCUGCAGGCUGUGUUGCACCAGUUUCUGAUGCACAUUAGUACUACCUUAUUAAAUUUGACUGUACCAAGUACUGUCAGUGACACAGCAGGCCUGAGAGUGAGAUGUUAGCUGUCUAGCUGACUGGUAAAACAAUCAAUCUGUUUUAUUCUUUUUGCCGUCAGCCUCCGGGUGUCCACAAAGAACUUUAAACUCAGUAAAUACGUAUAACUGUAAGGAAAAAGUGAGCUGCAGCCAGUCUUACAGCCUCGGGCGCAGCUGCCUGAGUGAAAAUCAGCACGUGGACCCGCUGGUGUGCUCCAUCAGUGCUGAUAAAUAUGCACAAGUAAGCACAAUUUAACAUGAGACUUAAUUCUGAAACACAAUAACACUCAUUUUAGGAAGCAGGGUUGUAUUUUCUAUUAUGGCAUUAGGUGGGCCUGCCUGCAGUCUCAUUCCCAGCACGAAAAAAGAAGACUUUUUUUUUAAUAAAUCAGCUCAAUAGAGUAUUUUAAGUUCCACAUGCGCUCAAAUACUGUAUUUGGGGAGUAUUUUCUUACCAUUUGCAUAUACUGUAUGCUUCAUACAUGUGUUCACCUUCUCUCAGCCACCGAGCUCAUGCUAAAAACAUUACACAGCAGCUGCCGGUUAUUAUUUUCCCAUAGUAUUCCUUGAAAAGAGAAAUAUUUGCUGAAUUCAUAAAUGUUUCUCAGGAGUGAAGAUGCACCCAAACUAAAACACUGAACCACAUCUUAGUCAGUUUAAGAUUAUGUCACACCGUUUAUAAAACACAAGUCUGACUUCAGGACUCUGGAAAAACUUGGUUGGCACCUUUGGAAAACCACAAGAUUGUAUGUGUUAUGUCCUGGGAUGCAAUUGUUGUAGACUAUUGAUCACGAGGCUCUUUGAAAUAUUAUUUAUCUUCACUGUACAUGCUAUUUAUGUCAUUUACAUGAUCUUUUUUUUCUUCACCUUGUGUUAUUUGGCAUAUGAAUAUGUCUUUAUUAUUUUUUGAUUAAAGUCUAAACAGACUAAAACCUUCCUUUUUCCAGGAGAGCUCGGGAGGUUCCCUAAAAACCAGCAAACACAACUUAAAUCAGUCAUUUCUUAACUUCUUUGAUCUUUUCUAUUUAACAGAAGGGUGAAAAAAGACCGGAUUUUUGUUGUCUUCACUGAGUUACUUCAGAGUAUUUCGAAAAUGUGCAGAUUUUGACGGCCAGUUUAGAUUAGUUGCCAUAAGCCACCCUGGCGGCUGGAUUUACGCUGAUUAUCUGCUGACAAAACAACCACGAAAAGUAGGUGAGCAAGGCUACUGCGCUGGAAAAAGUUAGGAAGCAAAAAAAGAAAAACUGCUUCUGAUUUCAAUGAAUGCAGGUGAAAUAGAAGGUUAAGUACAUUGAUAGGCCUCAGAGUCCCACUGUGCUCUCCUUUGUUUUGGUCCAGUAAAAGUAAAAGUCUGCCUCGUUAUUCUUGAAGUUGUGAAAGACACAGCCGAACAUAUUAAGCAAGCCGUUGCCUUCUGAAGCAUCCUUGGAGGUGAGCAAACGAUGAAGCAGUGAAGAAAGUAUUACCAUCACUCACCAUCUUUGCCUUUUCAAGGACAUAUCGGCUGCAAAUGCCCACUAAAAUCUGUCCAUUUAAACAUCAAAUCCACAAAUCCAAUUCAUAUUUGAUUUACUUCCACCUAUUAAUUAGUGGAACCAGUAUAAUAAAGUCAGUAUAAUAACAAUCCAAUUCAGAAGCUCCAUUUUCCUUUUUUUAAAUUGUACACACGUCCAGAGCUCUUCUAAUCUGAUCUGUGCCACAUGGGAGGACAAAUGUCUAAUUUUUACUCGCUUAAAGCCUGUGUUAGAGUUGAGAGAGAUGCCAUGAAAUACACAGAGCUUGUAUUAUAUACAGUGACCAUUAUUCUGAAUGAUUCUGGGAUCUGCAGGUUAAUUGGUAAGCGAGUGAGGGUGUCACGAUUGGGAAUAAAAUUAUCCACAGAGGGCUUAGUCUUGUCAGAUCUUGAAAGAGAAAAAGGAGACUCUGUAAACUGGCAAGAGGUCUUGGUCUUAACAGGUACAUUAAGUGAUACUGUUAAAAUAUUCAGGGGGAUUUGACAUAAAAGAGAAUCCCAGUUUGAUCUGCAUGACCUUUGAGGGAACCACUUCAUGAGGAACCACCAUGCCGUUGGUAUCAAUUGGCACUUUUCCACUAGUAUCGGCUCAGCCCGGCUCGGCUCGGCGCGGCACGGCACGGUUCCACACGUGUGUUUUCGCACUGCCAGGGGAGAAGUACGGGGGUUGGGGUGAAGCUGCUGUGACGUACUCGAUUGCGCAACACCUUUGUUCAUGUCGGCGCAGAUGAGAAAUAAGCUGGAGCCGCGAGCGGCUGAGAAAAAAACAGCUCGUCUACAUCGCUUUUUUAAUUUUUUCUCGACAGCCACCAGGUUUAUGAACAUCUGCACCUCAGAGUUGGAUCACCAAACAGACGUUUUGCGCUUUAUAAUAAAAUCGCCGCGAGCUGCGAGCCCCCUCGCGCUGACUCCCGCUUCCUGAUUCAAAGUUUGACGGCCCCGCCCCCCGACCAAUCGGUGGCGAGGAGGGUGGUGACGUCAGAAAUAGUCCCUGCCCAGCCCGCUAUAGAACCUCACUGAAAUGGUUACAGAAAAAAGUAUCGACUUGGAGCGGCUCUACCCGUCUCAGCCCUAGUGCGAAAGCGCAAAACGGGUAGAACCGAGCUGAAGUGAUACUAGUGCAAAAGGGACUAAUAUAUCCAUCAAGGUGACGCAUUUCCCUGCUGGUCUGUGGUUAUUUCAGCAGGACGAUCCCAGGCCUCAUUCUUGUACAACUUACGUCAUGACUCCAGAUUUCUCAUGAGGAGGAGAAGUUGUAGAUGGUGACUGUAUUGAUGAGUAGCUGAAGCCUUACAUCCAGCUCAAAUAGAAACAGAUUCUUCUUGCAGCAGUUUGUGUCCCCAGUUCCAGAAAUAUUAAAAUGGAUAAUGUAACAAAAAUACCAGUCACGCCGUCUCAGCUCUGAUGGUGUUACCAGUGUGGAACUCUCAGUAUGUCUGGAUUUUCUACAUGCAAUGAAGUUGGUCAUUGAAGACACUCAGAAAUCCUGUCCUGCGUCUGCUAAAUAUUUAAAAUGAGUUUACAAAUAACAGAUUUAAGAUACGCUUUACCUUGCAACAGCUCCAACUCUUUCCACAAAUGGCAUUUGUAAGUUAAUGGAGAAUUUAAAUGAUUUCCAUUGGUGCUCACAUUUUUCCAAAGUUUUGUUCUUGACUAUUAUUCUGGAAAAUGAGGUCGUCACAAGUCUUUGUUGCUUUCAUUAAAAAAAGAUUACAUUUUAAAAAAAGAGGAAAAAUUUGAUUUGAACAGUCAUUCAAAGCAAAAUGUCUUUAUGUUUCUGAAGAAAACAAGCCAUUUAAACUUUUAAGGCCAGUCUGUAACUUAAUGUGCCUGUCAAAUGUGGAUAACUGCAAUCUGAUUUAUUUUAUUUUUUUCCAACCCCGAACAUAAGCAAAACUUCAAGCUUAUGCCUUCUUUUCCACAAGCAGACCUAAAGCUGUCACAGGCACGUACUUCUACAUAUCUUCCCUUCAAGUAUUACCACAGGGGGUUGAGGGCAUUUCAGUGGCCGAGGACGUGCAGGAACGGUACGAUCCACUCACACGUUGGAAAUAAAAGUGCCAUCCUUCAAAAUGGGAUGGUUCAUGUCUUAACGUAUUGUUACCUAAUGUCAAAAUGCUGAAUUCAGUUGCCUAUUGAACUGCAGGUAGCACUUCAAGUUCAGCUGGAUGAGCCAGUUUCACUAUAAAGGUAAAUACAUUUGACCUCAAUGUACGUUCGGCUUCUAGUUUAGUCGCGUUAACCUUUGGUCCAAACCAACGAGGGGUUUUCUGUUGUACUCAACAGUAUGUUUUCUUUCUUUUCUUUUUUGUUGUUGAGCAAAUCAAAUGUGGUUUGCUACAAUUUCCAAGCUUAUUUAUCAUGCAUUUCUAUCAAAUGUCUGUUCAGUACAAACCAUUUAAGUGUAAAACCAAACUUUGCACUCUGUAAAGGAAGAAAGCAACACUGUUGACUCGCGUCGUCUGAACAGUAGCUAAGUUAGCUUCGCUUAACGGGAAUUUGCAUCUUGUUUGUAAAAUGUGUAUAAAAACUAUUUACAAGAGUGUUUUUGUAUUGGACUGUUUCUGCAUUGGGAAAUGUUAUUUUUUACUUUUUUUUUUUCAUUUUCUUUUUUUUUUAACAAUUGUUAAAUAGAGAAUAUUUUCUUUUUUUGGGGGGGGGGGUCAUUUUAGCUGUUAGCUCUCUUCAGCCUUUUGUCCACUUUUAAAACCCCAUUAAACUCAUGAGGAGAAAACAAAAAGGCGCUUUUCCUUAAAACUUCCUCUGUAAAUCUAGCAGUACAACCUUCCUCUCUUUGACAAAAAUGCGUUGAGACUGAGGUUGCAGACUGAGCCGUAGUUAAGCCAUAUAUAUAUAUGCUACUUAAACACACAAUAAUCUCAAAUUUAGGGGUAAAUACACGAUUGAUGAAUUCAUUCUUGCCUUUGCUGGAUUUUAACCAUUAUCUGAGCAGUUCUACCUCCAUCACUCAGGCAUGUGGCAAAAAUAUUUUGUCUGUUUGAUUUCAAGGCAUUUUUGUCAAAUUCUCAGCAACACAUUAGAAAUGUCAGCUCUCAGCAGCCGUCUGUGACUGAAACCUGCCUCACCGGUACCACCGUUUUAAACAUGUACUCCCAGGACAAUGUUGUUGUUGUUGUCGUCGCUUCUUCAACUGUGAUUUCAUUUUUUUUUCUCUUUUUCUUUCUUUUGUCAAUUGUAUGUGCACUGUUUGACAGUUUCUUACUGUGUUUUUCAUGAUUUGAUAAACGGUUCAAGGAUGAAAUGAUUUUUAAAGGUGCUAUGUGUAGUAUUCUUUGAGUGAAGGAGGUUUAUUGCUGGCAAAUUGGAACUCAGAUGUUUCAUUUUGGAUUUUACCUCUGGUCAUUAAACAUUCAGAGGUUCUUGUUUUGUUUUUGAAUCUUUUAAAAGGCACUUUGAUUUUUGGACCAAGUCCACAAAUCAGUCACUUUUGCUUCUUUAUGAGCAGACUUGGAGCUGAAUAUUUAAAAGCAGCUGUAGGAAAAGAUAAUCAUCUUGUCUGCUGUAAAGCGGCUCAUAGUGACCGUACGCUGUAGCACAUGUUUGUCUAUUAAUCUGGUCGUGUAACGUUCAUUGGAAAUCCUACACACAAUACCUUUAAGUGAAAGAAAUACUUCUCAUGGUAAAGGUGUUAGUCCAAUUGUGAUAUAUUUUCUGGUGUUGCACUGAAAUUGUGUUGGUUUUUUUUUCCAAAAACUAUUUUCAGAAAAAAAAUACAAAUAUAACCAUUACAGAUUUAAGAACUGAUCAUUUUAUGCUUUUAUUAAAAGUGUAUAUCACAUUGUGGGCAGUGCUUUUAGUAAUGUUUGAGUUCUGUUCAUUUAUUACCUAAUGUUGAAAUAUUUAACUUUCAAAACAAAACACUUAACAUUUAGUAUAUAUUUGAAGAUAAUACUUUGCAUGUGCACACACUGUGUUGGAUUAAACUGUAUUAAGUUGAAAUAAAAUGUGUUUGAUGCCC
This is a messenger RNA of Cololabis saira (Pacific saury), 9137 nucleotides long. It is a transcript of the gene nudt14, whose product is annotated as nudix (nucleoside diphosphate linked moiety X)-type motif 14. Bases 65 to 808 code for a protein of 247 amino acids. The transcript is spliced from 5 exons. Gene Ontology annotation, biological process: ribose phosphate metabolic process; nucleoside phosphate metabolic process. Gene Ontology annotation, molecular function: UDP-sugar diphosphatase activity; metal ion binding. The record is from RefSeq and is a predicted model, not a curated record. Lineage: Eukaryota; Metazoa; Chordata; Actinopteri; Beloniformes; Belonidae.